CUCCUCCCCAUUCCCUCCUCUCAAGAGAGAGUAUAAAAAUUCAAAGUUAGAUGUUGAAAGAGUAGAACAAGUGCAAGGCUUCACAUAGUGGCACUGCAGAAGUAAUCACCAAAAGAAAUUGGGUGCCCAACCUUGAAAACAAGCCACGAUUUGUGCUGAAACUCUCCGCAGAUGGACACAUUCCUCUUCACUUCAGAGUCGGUCAAUGAAGGCCACCCUGACAAAAUCUGCGACCAAGUCUCAGAUGCCAUACUUGAUGCAUGCCUAGAGCAGGAUCCUGAGAGCAAGGUAGCUUGCGAGACUUGCACCAAGACCAAUAUGGUCAUGGUAUUUGGUGAGAUCACCACCAAGGCCAAGGUUGACUAUGAAAAGAUCGUCCGUGACACCUGUCGAGGCAUUGGCUUCAUCUCUGCAGAGGUUGGCCUCGACGCUGACCGUUGCAAUGUUCUUGUCAACAUCGAGGAGCAGAGCCCUGACAUAGCUCAAGGAGUCCAUGGUCACCUCACAAAGAAGCCUGAGGAGAUUGGUGCUGGGGACCAAGGCCACAUGUUUGGCUAUGCCACAGAUGAGACCCCGGAGCUGAUGCCACUGACCCAUGUCCUUGCAACCAAGCUCGGUGCCAGGCUCACAGAGGUUCGCAAGAAUGGGACAUGCCAAUGGGUGAGGCCUGAUGGCAAGACUCAGGUAACUGUGGAGUAUCAAAAUGAAGGUGGAGCCAUGGUCCCCAUCCGUGUCCACACUGUGCUCAUCUCAACCCAACAUGAUGAGUCUGUCACCAAUGAACAGAUAGCAAAGGACUUGAAGGAGCAUGUAAUCAAACCAGUCAUCCCUUCCAAGUACCUUGAUGAUAGGACCAUCUUCCACCUGAACCCAUCGGGCCGUUUCGUGAUCGGUGGGCCUCACGGGGAUGCCGGACUGACCGGCCGAAAGAUCAUCAUCGACACGUAUGGUGGCUGGGGCGCCCAUGGUGGUGGUGCAUUCUCUGGAAAGGAUCCAACUAAGGUGGACCGCAGUGGUGCAUAUAUUGCAAGGCAGGCAGCUAAGAGUGUGGUAGCUUCUGGGCUUGCACGCAGGUGCAUUGUCCAGAUUUCUUAUGCAAUUGGUGUGCCCGAGCCACUUUCAGUGUUUGUGGAUACAUACAAGACAGGGAAGAUACCUGACAAACAGAUACUGACUUUGGUCAAGGAGAAUUUUGAUUUCAGACCAGGCAUGAUUGCUAUCAACUUAGAUUUGAAGAGAGGAGGAAACUUUAGGUACCAAAAGACUGCAGCUUAUGGGCAUUUCGGCCGUGAUGAUCCUGAUUUCACAUGGGAGAAAGCUAAGAUUCUGAAGUGGGACAAAGCUUGAUUGAGUUGCUGAACAAGUAGCUGCUGGGUGAGAGAGAUUUAUUCUUCUUGGUUUUAUGGUAGUUUCUUGAGGUUUUGGGGAGUAACAGUCGGCAGAGAUGCUUGGAAUUGACAUAGUUAUUAUGUUUUUCUCUUUUUAUUUAUAAUUCUUUCCUUUUGGUAUUUGUCACCUGGAUGCAGGUUUUCUUGCUGGUUUUGUUGGUUAAGGUUCAUGUUAUGGCCCUUGUUAUUCUGGUACUUCUAAGGCUUUGAGAGUAACAUUUUAUAUUCUCUGGAUGAGUGUUAUUUUUUAUUUUUUUUU
Messenger RNA from Elaeis guineensis (African oil palm), 1647 nucleotides. RefSeq names its product S-adenosylmethionine synthase 3. NCBI's taxonomy places the organism in Eukaryota, Viridiplantae, Streptophyta, Magnoliopsida, Arecales, Arecaceae. Gene Ontology annotation, biological process: S-adenosylmethionine biosynthetic process. The record is from RefSeq and is a predicted model, not a curated record. Gene Ontology annotation, molecular function: ATP binding; methionine adenosyltransferase activity.